AUGUCACAAUUUGUAUCAUCACCGGCUCCUCUUCCUUCGGAAGCAGCCCAUUUGUUGAACUCGCAAAUUUCCUCCUCGUAUGGCCGUGAUAUUUCAACGCCAUCUCAACCUUUAAUAUUCUCAGACAACAAUGGACCAACACCCAUUGCCUUGGGAAACAAAGCAAUAGCUGGUAGACGAAGACAAAUUGCCGUGCCGAAAGUUGUUGACGUUACUGGUGAGAAAGUCCGAGAGAGUUUUGAGAACUUUGUUGAAGAGUUUGUUGAUGAAGAAGAGGUAAACAACCAUUGGCAGGGAAAAGUCUAUUUGGCGCAAAUCGAAUCAAUGAAAACUUAUGAGUAUAGCACGCUAUAUGUAAACUAUCAGGACUUGUUAUCAAGAGAAAACGGUGUUUUAGCAACUGCUAUUUCCGAACAAUAUUAUCGGUUCUACCCCUUUUUAUUGAAUGGGUUAAAAAGAUUAUUGAAAAAAUACGCUCCAACUCUUCUUUACACAAGUUUGCUUGGUGAUACCAAUAAUGACAACAAUAACAACAACAACAACAAUAAUAACGAGGAAGAAGGGCUUAGUGAAGGCGCCUCGUCAACAAUGUCGCAUACAGCAAAUGAACGUGUUUUUCAAAUUUCAUUCUUUAAUAUGCCCACAGUACAAAGAAUUAGAGAUAUAAAGUCUAAUAAAAUCGGAUCUUUGUUGACGAUAUCUGGUACAGUAACAAGAACAUCGGAAGUUAGACCAGAAUUGUAUCGUGCUUGCUUCACGUGUGAUAUGUGUUCGGCAAUGAUUGAAGGUGUUGAGCAAGUUUUUAAAUACACCGAGCCAACAUCUUGCCCUUCAUGCGAAAAUCAAUCAUACUUUACACUAAAUAUGUCCAAGUCCCAGUUUAUUGAUUGGCAAAGGGUAAGAAUUCAAGAGAACUCAAACGAGAUUCCUACUGGUUCAAUGCCUCGUACUUUGGAUGUUAUCUUGCGUGGUGAAACCGUUGAGAGAGCUAAACCUGGUGACAAGUGUAAAUUUACUGGGUGCGAAAUUGUUAUUCCCGACGUUUCUCAAUUGGGCUUACCUGGGGUGAAACCACAAUCUAUCAAAGAAAAUAGAGGCUCUGAAUUGAACUCGGGAGUUACUGGAUUGAAGUCAUUAGGUGUAAGAGAUUUGACCUAUAAAUUGGCAUUUAAUGCUUGCCAUGUAAGUUCAAUGAUAAAUAAAGCUGGCGGCGCUAAUGAAUUAGAGACUGAUCUCACCAAUCAAGAAAUCUUUCUUACAUCAUUAAGUGACGCUGAUGUCAAUGAGUUGAAGGAUAUGGUCAAGGAUGAUUACAUUUAUGAUAAAUUAGUCAAGUCUAUAGCUCCUGCAGUAUUCGGUCAUGAAGUUAUUAAAAAGGGAAUUCUUUUGCAACUUUUAGGUGGUGUUCAUAAGCAAACAGUUGAUGGUAUAAAUUUGCGAGGAGAUAUAAAUAUUUGUGUUGUUGGAGAUCCCUCAACUUCAAAAUCGCAAUUUUUGAAAUAUGUGUGUGGUUUCAGUCCCCGUGCUGUUUAUACCUCAGGUAAAGCAUCAACUGCAGCAGGAUUAACUGCAGCAGUGGUCAAGGAUGAAGAAAGCGGAGAGUAUACAAUUGAAGCUGGUGCUUUGAUGUUAGCUGAUAAUGGUAUUUGCGCCAUUGAUGAGUUCGACAAGAUGGAUAUUGCUGAUCAAGUUGCCAUUCAUGAAGCCAUGGAGCAACAAACAAUUUCUAUUGCAAAAGCGGGUAUUCAUGCCACUCUAAAUGCACGAACUUCGAUUUUGGCAGCAGCAAAUCCCAUUGGAGGAAGAUAUAAUAGAAAGAUUGGAUUAAGAUCAAAUUUGAAUAUGACUGCCCCAAUCAUGUCUAGAUUUGACUUGUUCUUUGUGAUAUUGGAUGAUUGCAAUGAGAGGGUUGAUACCCAAUUAGCAUCACAUAUUGUUGAUUUACACAUGUUGAGAGAUGAUGCCAUCAAUCCACCUUAUUCAGCUGAGCAAUUGUCUAGGUAUAUCAAGUAUGCUAAAACGUUUAAACCGAAAAUGACAAAAGAAGCUCGAGAUUUCCUUGUGACAAGAUAUAAGGAAUUGAGAGAGGAUGAUGCACAGGGAUUAGGUCGUUCAUCGUAUAGAAUAACCGUAAGACAGUUAGAGUCUAUGAUUCGAUUGUCGGAGGCUAUUGCUAGAGCUAACUGUACUGAGGAAAUUACUCCUAGUUUUGUUGCAGAGGCAUAUGACCUAUUGAAACAGUCCAUCAUAAGGGUUGAAAUGGAAGAUAUUGAGGUUGAAGGAGAUGAAGAAACUGCCGAGGGAGAAGAGGAAAAGCGAGAAGAGGAGAUUUUAGAAAGCGAAAGACCAUCUGUACCUCAAAGAGUCCAACCUGUUUCCAUUACUUAUGAUAAGUACGUUUCAAUUAUGAACUUACUAGUCAAGAAGAUAUCAGAAGAUGACAAAGCUGGCGGUGAUGGACUAACUGCUGAUGAGUUGGUAGACUGGUACUUACUACAAAAAGAAGAUGAUUUGUCUAGCGAAGCUGAAUAUUUACUGGAGAGGAAAACAGCAUAUAAAGUGCUAAAGAGAUUAGUCAAGGACAAAAUUUUGAUGAGUGUGUCUAAUAAUGACCUGGAUUCAAUGCCAGAAAGUGUAGGUUCCAAAACUAACACGGUUUAUAUAAUUCAUCCAAAUUGUGCAAUUUUGGAUUUCUUUGAAAGAGAAGGCGAAGACAUUGAGUCAACCUAA
Molecule: messenger RNA, 2730 nt
Organism: Lodderomyces oxycetoniae
Lineage: Eukaryota; Fungi; Ascomycota; Pichiomycetes; Serinales; Debaryomycetaceae
Gene: MCM6
Product: MCM DNA helicase complex subunit
Exons: 1
Coding region: 1-2730 (909 amino acids)
Biological process (GO): DNA replication initiation; mitotic DNA replication; double-strand break repair via break-induced replication
Cellular component (GO): MCM complex; nucleus
Molecular function (GO): single-stranded DNA binding; ATP binding; single-stranded 3'-5' DNA helicase activity
Source: RefSeq, a predicted model, not a curated record